UCCACAAUAACCAAAAUCAUGGCAUUUCAAGGCUAUCGAGUACUCCUAGGCCUCCUGCUCUUUCUUGGCUCAUUGAUUGAUAAUAGCAUUGCUGUUACACCAAGCCAUCACACUGCUUCACUCAACCGGAGCAGUUUCCCGGCCGGUUUCAUUUUCGGGACGGCAACAUCGUCUUACCAGUAUGAAGGUGCAGCAAAUGAAGGUGGCAGAGGACCAAGUAUAUGGGAUACUUACACCCAUAAAUAUCCAGGAAAGAUAACGGAUGGCAGUAAUGGAGAUGUAGCCAAUGAUCAAUAUCAUCACUACAAGGAAGAUGUUGGGAUUAUGAAGAAGAUGGGUUUAGAUGCAUACAGGUUCUCAAUCUCCUGGUCCCGAGUGUUGCCAAAAGGAAAGCUAAGCGGGGGUGUGAACAGUGAAGGAAUCAAAUAUUACAACAAUCUCAUCAAUGAGCUCCUGAAUAAAGGUUUACAACCCUUUGUGACACUUUUUCAUUGGGAUCUUCCACAAGCCUUAGAAGAUGAGUAUGGAGGUUUCUUAAGUCCUCACAUUGUUGAUGACUUUCGGGAUUAUGCUGAGCUUUGCUUCAAGGAAUUUGGUGACCGUGUAAAGCAUUGGAUCACACUAAAUGAGCCAUGGAGCUAUAGCGUUGGUGGUUAUGUACAAGGGAUAUUAGCACCUGGUCGAUGCUCUAGUUGGCAAAAUUUGAACUGCACCGGUGGAGAUUCAGGCACAGAGCCAUAUUUGACUUCCCAUUACCAGCUUCUUGCUCAUGCAGCUGCUGUUCAAGUGUACAAGAAAAUUUAUCAGACCGCACAAAAAGGCAUUAUAGGGAUUACGCUAGUGAGCCAUUGGAUGGUGCCAUUCUCCGAUGCCAAGCACAAUCGUAAUGCCGCGCUACGUGCCCUUGAUUUCAUGCUUGGAUGGUUUAUGGACCCUUUGACACAUGGUGAUUAUCCCCAUAGCAUGCAGUCUCUGGUUGGAAAGCGAUUGCCCAAGUUCAGCAAAAAGCAAUUGAAGCUGGUAAAAGGAUCAUUUGACUUCAUAGGAAUAAACUACUAUACUGCCAAUUAUGCAGCCAACACACCUCACCAUAAUUCUGGAAAUGCAAGUUGGUUGACAGAUUUUAGGGCUAAUCUUACGACUCAGCGCAACGGGAUUCCCAUUGGUGCUCCGGCUGGUUCAGAUUGGCUCCAUGUCUAUCCUAGAGGAUUUCUGGAUAUUUUGCUUUACACAAAGAAGAAGUAUCAUAAUCCACUAAUCUACAUUACUGAGAAUGGGAUUGAUGAGGCUGAUAAUGCAACCUUGUCCCUGAAGGAAGCUCUUGUGGACAACCAAAGAAUUGAGUAUUACCAUAGCCAUCUUUGGUAUCUUCGCAAGGCUAUUAAAUAUGGUGUAAAUAUUAAAGGAUACUUUGCAUGGUCAUUGUUGGACAACUUCGAAUGGAAUUCAGGUUAUACAGUUCGGUUUGGCAUCAACUAUGUAGACUAUAAGAACGGACAGAAAAGACACCCGAAGCAUUCAGUUCGUUGGUUCAAAAAAUUCCUCAAGAAAUAG
This is a messenger RNA of Corylus avellana, 1554 nucleotides long. Its product is annotated as beta-glucosidase 12-like. The record is from RefSeq and is a predicted model, not a curated record. Gene Ontology annotation, molecular function: beta-glucosidase activity. Gene Ontology annotation, biological process: carbohydrate metabolic process. Lineage: Eukaryota; Viridiplantae; Streptophyta; Magnoliopsida; Fagales; Betulaceae.